This is a messenger RNA of Didymodactylos carnosus, 516 nucleotides long. The record is from the annotation of a GenBank genome assembly. NCBI's taxonomy places the organism in Eukaryota, Metazoa, Rotifera, Eurotatoria, Philodinida, Philodinidae.
AUGCAACGAACCGAUUCAAAAAUUGCUGAUCUUGCCAAUGGUGUUGCAACUUCGGGAUGUAAAACUGUUCUUGGUUUCAACGAGCCGGAUCAUGCAGAACAAGCACACAUGUCGCCAUCACAAGCUGUGACUCUGUGGAAGCAACACAUCCAACCACUAAAGAAUAAAGGAAUUGCUCUUGGUGCACCUGCUGUGUCGAGUGGGCCAAGUGCUAUUCACUGGUACGGAACUUCAAUCACUGAGUUCAAAUCAUACGUCGAAAAAGUGCACAAUAUUUAUCCAUCAAAACCAAUAUGGGUCACUGAAUUUGCCUGUAUUUCACCUGCUUCAUUAUCUGAAGUAAGUGCAUUUUUGGAAAAGGCAAUGCCGUGGCUCGACUCUCAAUCAUAUGUUGCGAAAUACUCAUGGUUUGGUGCUAUGCCUCAAAACUUAGUGAAUAGCUAUGUUGGACAAAAUGCCGCUCUGAUGGACAACAAUGGACAAUUAACAAGUUUGGGAAAACUGUACGCUUCAUAA